Messenger RNA from Mytilus trossulus (common blue mussel), 3426 nucleotides. RefSeq lists its product as uncharacterized. NCBI's taxonomy places the organism in Eukaryota, Metazoa, Mollusca, Bivalvia, Mytilida, Mytilidae. The record is from RefSeq and is a predicted model, not a curated record. The transcript has 13 exons. The coding region runs from base 344 to 2740 and encodes 798 amino acids.
GAAACCGGAAGUUUUGAUUUUUUCACAUACCAAUGGACGUCAAAAGCUAGUAUUCGUCCACAAUUCUCUUUUGAAAUGUGACCGACACCCCUAGAAAUUAUCCUUUUCCAGUCACUUUAAGUUGACGUCUCAAUUGACCUGUUUGUCUUUGAAAAGUAUGCUUUAUUUGACUGUGUACUCCGUUUUAAAGUGAACUCUAUAAUUUGUUCGUAUGAUCACCAUGGAAAUUGUGUCAACUAUCUGCAAUUUCUGGUUCAGUGACUGAAUUAUGUUAUAUUCAAUUACAAUAGUGUCAGAUUAAAUCAGAGAAGGUUUAUGGAAGAAUUAUUAUAAAAAUCAAAAGAUGAAUGGUCAUAGUGAUAAUCCAGGUUUAGAAGACAUGGAUCUUCAUUUAAAUCUAGAAUCACUAGAUACAAACAAAUCACAUUCACAUAAUUUUGAAAUGUCUGAUGAAUCAUCAGAAUGGGAAGACGACCCUAUUAUGAUGAACCAGGAAUUUAAAAAGGAAAAAUUACCUGAUGAACUGUCAAUAAACUUACAAGGUUUAAGCGGUGCUGAGGGAAGUGACAAUGACAAGCAGCAUGGAGGACUUCUACCUUAUGAAGAUGGUAUUGAUGUGGACAGUGAUGAAGAAAAAGAAAUAAUGAAAGAAAUAAAGGAUGAGAUUCAAAAACAGAUCCGAGGGGAAAUGAAAUCUGAAUUGGAAUUGUACCAAGCCAAGGUGGCAGCCUUAGAAGCGGGUAGUUCUAGGGCAGAAGAGUCAGACAGGGAUACAGGUCAAGAAGACAUGGAUCCUAAAAUGAAAGAAGCCAUUUUGAAAAUGAGAAAGUUGGACAGAAUUCUGUCCAAAAAGAUAAAACGAGAGAGAGAAGUAAAAAAGGAUAGAAUGAUAUUGGAAAGGAGGAUAAAGUCUGAAUUAGAAGGUAUCAACCAACAGAAUCAUGAUGUCAAGUUAAACACAGAGAAAUUUCUGGCUCUAACACUGCCACCUAGUCACAAUGAAGGCAUUAAGUUAGCAGAUCUUCCAGAUGAGCCAGUAUUUGCCACACAACUAAAUGAACAGGAUUAUCCAAACCUAAAAAGUGGAGGUGCUAAGUCUAAAGGAAAUUCAAGUAGAAGUGAGACUUCUCAGUCAGCUAAGAGUACAGACAGAGAUACAAUGUCAGCAAGUGAUACUACAUCCAUGAAUGGCAGCACGAAAGGAUCAAAGAAACAUAAAAAGAAGAAAGAUUUUAUUAAAAGGAACAAAGAGCUUGCCGCUGAUGCAGAAAACCCAAUACCAAUGACCCAAGAAGAGAAAGAUCGUGUUGAUUCUCUUUUAGCUGACCUUGACCAACUACCAGAGAUAACAGAGGAUGAAGAUGUUGAUGAGUUUAGAAUUCCCAGAUUUGAGUUAGCAGUCCAUUCUGGUGAAGGAUUUGUUCCAGAUGACGAUGAUCAGAAAUCUUUACGUAAUAUUGAAAGUAGGCUUAAGGAAAUAAUGCCACCAGAAGAUUUUGAAUCAGUCAUGCAUACACCUUCUACACCUCAGUCGUAUAAGUUAUUCACACCAGUAUCAAUUAAAUCUAACAUGGACAUAGAACAUUUUGGAGAGAAAGCUUUAUUAGAGUAUAAAGAUCAACGAGAACUGAGAGAGAGGCUAUUUGAUGUAGAUGAACAAUUAUCUAAUUUGAGUAAUCGAGAUGAAGAUGAGUUGUCAGAGAUUUCAGGGGUUCUACCAAGGUCUCAACUAAAUGACUUGUUAGAUCAAUGUGCUAGGUCAAUAUCUAGGACAUCAUAUUCUGACAUAUCUUCUAGAGUAUCAGAAGCUGAUUCAGAAUCCACAUUGUGUAACUCUUCUGAAUCUACACCCAGAACACCUAAGUCUUGCAGAGAAAUGCUGAUGGAAAAUCCACCUAAACUAUCAGAAGAUGUUUUACAUAAAUUAUUGACGGAUGCACAUACAGCCCUUCCUUCGAGACUGUCUACACUGAGAGAGGAGGAUGAAAAUGAUGAUGAAAUUGAAAAAACUUUUGUUGAGGAUGAUUCUUCUCGGGUUGAACGAUGGAGGAAGAUAAGAGAGGAUAAUGAAAUGUAUAACGAUGUUGAAUUGAGCAACGAAAUAUCAGGUGUUUUGUCUGAACAGGCUGAAAGUGCUCGAUCAGAAAGAUGGAAAAAAAUACAAGAACUUUUAAUGAAUAUUGAAAAUGAAGACAAUGAAAAUGAAGACAAUGAAAAUGACAAUAGUCAAACAGAGCGUCCAUAUACAGAACGUCCUUCUAAUGAACCUAGUCAACAAACCGAUACAAUACAAGAAUACAGUUCCAGAACAGUAGAAGAAACUAAUGGGUCAGAAACAGACAUUUAUCAAGAAUGGGUUCCUAGUGAAAAUUAUCCAAAAGAAAAUGUAGAACCUGUUUAUUCAAUGAAUGAACCUUUCUUUCAAAGGAAAGCUCAAGUGCUAAAAAAUGAUAGUUUUAGUUUAGAAAGAAGUGAUUCAGUAAAUAGUGAUUCUAAAACUCCAUUUUUACCAGAAAUUAAUCGAUCUGGUAGUCUUGUCUAUCAGGAUUACAGUAGAGUUUCAAGUGCUCAGAGUGGUAGAAGUUCUGCUUCUUCUGUGCGGACUAAUAUUUAUAAUUCUAAACACCAAGACUCUAUAGAGAUUAUGUCCAUAGACGGGGAAUGUAUAACACCCAGACCUCCUGAUUCGGAGAGGCCAUCAAGUAGUAAAUCACGAACAGUUACACCUCUAAAUAGGUGAUAAUCUAUAUCAGUAUUUAUAUACAUUCCAUUUCUAAUCUGUGAUCAAGUUUUUACAGAAUAUAUGAUUUAUAGAAGUGUCACUGCUACAUGAAAAAUAUUAUUUCUGUGCAUAAAAUGUACACAGUUUAAAGUGUUUUUGCUGCUUGCUUUCAUUUUCAUUUUAGCAACAUAGCUUAAUAAAAUUGUGAAAAUAUUUACUUAAACAGGAUAAUACUUAUAAAAUUGUUCAGGGUUCUCUCUAAGCAUUCUAAGACGAGUCCAUCAGUCCUGAACUCAUCAAAAUUUGUCUGGACUCACCAUUUUCAAAACUGGUGAGUCCACAGAUGCAUCCAGAUUGAAAUAUAUGUAUAAACUGAGCACAUUUAAACACAACUGUCGUCAUUUUAUAGCAAAAGUUUUAAAGUAAUCUGAAUUUAAUGUCAUUUCAUUGCUCUGUUAGGCCAUGAAGACUAAAAUAUUACAUUAUAUUGCAAUAAAAUAUCUUCUUCAGUUCUUCUUGCUGUUGGACUCAAUAUGGCAAAAAAUGACGAGUCCCUGGACUUGCCUUCAAAAAUCCUUAGCUCGAACCCUGUUAUUACCUUGAUUUGUUUGAUAGCAAAUUCAAUUAUAAAAAAAAAAUACAAAUUAUAACUACAAAUAUGGAAAUCAUUAUUUGAAAUUUAUGCAUAAUUUACCAUGUUUACA